AUGCGCCCGCAGGGGGCGGCGCAGCUGCUGGCGCUGCUGCUGGUGCGGAUCGAAAUCGCCGAGCAGGCCUUUCGGGACAAGGACCUGCUACUUCCAGGUUUUCAGAACUCGUCGAUGCUCUCAUGGCCUUGUGGCCUCCAGGGCAUCCAGGUGCGCGUGGUGGGUGGAAAUGAGGCCAAGCUUGGGCGCUGGCCGUGGCAGGGCAGCCUGCGCUGGAAUAAAGUCCACAGCUGCGGAGCGAGCCUGCUCAACCGCCGCUGGGUGCUCUCCGCCGCACACUGCUUUGAAAAGAACAGUUAUCCCUCCGAAUGGUCAGUCCAGUUCGGGGAACUGUCUUCCACGCCAUCCAUUUGGAGCCUGCGGGCCUUCCUGCGUCGAUAUGGAGUCCAGGAUAUUAUCACAUUCCCCCAAUUCAGGAGGAAAUCGCAGCACGACAUCGCGCUGGUCAAGCUCUCCUCCCCGGUUACCUUCAAUAAGCACGUCCAGCCCAUCUGCAUCGUGUCCUUCUCCUCCGAGUUCAAGAACCGGAAUGACUGCUGGGUGACUGGCUGGGGGGACAUCAGUGAGAUAGAGAAGCUGCCGCCUCCCUACAAUCUCCAAGAAGUGCAGGUCUCCAUCAUAAACAAAUCCAGGUGUUCCUACCUGUUCCAGCAGCCUUAUUACCGCAGCAACAUCAAUUAUGACAUGAUUUGUGCUGGCUCUGAGGAUGGCAACGCUGACAGCUGCAAAGGUGACUCAGGCGGACCCUUGGUCUGCGAAAAGAAUGGGCGGUGGAUUCAGAUUGGAAUUGUGAGCUGGGGAGUGGGCUGUGGUAGGCGCAACCGGCCUGGUGUCUACACCAAUGUCAGUCUUUACUUCAACUGGAUCCAAUUGCUGACGGCCCGAAGCACACCCAGGCCAGACCCCUCUCGUACCACCCUUACUGGGCCCAGCCCUGAAGACAGAAUGAAGUGGGCUUCCUCCCUCCAGGUCCUGCUCCUACUGCUGCUGGCCUCCCCGUCCCCCACUGCUCUGCCCACCCCAAGUCCCCUUGUCCUCCCAGCUUGUGGGCAGCCUCGGGUGUCCAGUCGUAUCGUGGGCGGCCGGGACGCCCGGGCCGGAGAGUGGCCGUGGCAGGCGAGCAUCCAGCACCGCGGGACGCACGUGUGCGGGGGCUCGCUCAUCGCACCGCAGUGGGUGCUGACGGCGGCACACUGCUUCCCCAGGAAGGCGCUGCCCGCUGAGUACCGCGUGCGCCUCGGGGCGCUGCACCUGGGUCCCAGCUCGCCCCCUGCUCUCCUGGAGCCCGUGCGGAGGGUGCUGCUGCCCCCGGACUACUCGGAGGACGGGGCCCACGGGGACCUGGCGCUGCUGCUGCUGCGCCGCCCAGCACCCCUGAGCACCCGAGUCCAGCCCGUCUGCCUGCCCGAGCCUGGGGCCCGCCCGCCUCCUGGCACACCCUGCUGGGUCACCGGCUGGGGCAGCCUCCGCCCAGGAGUGCCGCUCCCGGAGUGGCGACCCUUGCAGGGAGUGAGGGUGCCACUGCUGGACGCUCGCACCUGUGACCACCUCUACCACCAGGGCACCAACGUGCCCCGGGUCGAGCACAUAGUACUGCCAGGGAGCCUGUGUGCCGGCUACGUUGGGGGCCAGAAGGAUGCUUGCCAGGGUGACUCUGGAGGACCCCUGGUCUGCAUGAAGUCUGGGCGCUGGGUCCUGGUGGGUGUGGUGAGCUGGGGCAAGGGCUGUGCCCUGCCCAACCGUCCAGGGGUCUAUACCAAUGUGGCCACCUACAGCCCUUGGAUUCAGGCUCACCUCAACAUCUGA
Molecule: messenger RNA, 1806 nt
Organism: Rangifer tarandus platyrhynchus (Svalbard reindeer)
Lineage: Eukaryota; Metazoa; Chordata; Mammalia; Artiodactyla; Cervidae
Source: the annotation of a GenBank genome assembly